Molecule: messenger RNA, 1752 nt
Organism: Didymodactylos carnosus
Lineage: Eukaryota; Metazoa; Rotifera; Eurotatoria; Philodinida; Philodinidae
Source: the annotation of a GenBank genome assembly
AUUUUGGCUUAAUCAAUAAAAUAACAAGUUCAGCUUUUAACCUGCAAAAUCAGAAACACGGAUGAGGACGAUUUUUUGACAACGGAUUCGAAUAGAAGAGACUUUUUCCUUCAAAUAAAACGUUUCUGAGCUGUGGGAGUUGCGAAACGAGCUAGGUGUCAAAAAUUUAAUACGACAAAAACAUCGUUUUGAAGCCAUUUCUGUGCGUUUUUGCUACAAAAAAGUGGCAUCUUCUUUGAUACCUAGCUAUUCUUGUUAGACGCAUUGAGCAAAUCUGAUACAAUAUUUGGAUAGAGCACACUCGAAUCCAUAGAGUCCUAUAGGCGUUUCCUUAUUCACGCCUGCAUAUUAGUCAGGGGAACGACGACAAGUAGAUUUGAGCCCUUGUCUCUAUAAUUGUGGCCAGUUCAUUAGCGUGCAUGCACUUUAAAUAAGUGUUUUAAAAUCAGUUGAGUUGAAUGGAUUUAUUCGUUGUUUUACUAAUUAAUUUAUUAAGUUUGUUGAAAUACCGGAUGACUGUCAUUGUAUUUUUGUUGAUUUUCAGCUCCAACACUGAAAACGUUAUGUUUAUUAUCACUAGCAAAUUUAAGAGUUAAAAUUGACAAUUUACCAUCGAAUUUAAGAGAAGAUCUUGAACUAUUGAAUCGUACCAAUCGCGAUACUCAACGACCAACGGACGAAAAAAAACGAAUUUCUUCCUCAUCGUGUCCUUGUGAAAAUCAAACUUUAUGUCAACCAUUGCAAAUUGGUGAUCGAAAAGAAAAAAUAGCGUUCCAAGUUGAUAAAUCAAAUUGGCUCCAAUAUGACUGGUCUCAAUUAACAACAAUCGCUCUUUUUACAGAACUUGAUCCACAGUUACUUUGUUAUGCACAUGCGAGAAACGUUCGUCUAGUUUGGGCAGCCAAUUUUCCCGUUGAUCAAUUGUUGAAUGAUACAGCAAAUGACAUAUGGAUCAAUGAACAAGUUGAAAAAGUACGAUCGACGUAUACGGAUGGUGUCAAUGUUGAUAUGGAAGAUUCAAUAUUGGAUAAAACGCCCCAAGUGAAAUUAUUUACAGAAUUAGUCAGAAAUUUAACGAAUAGAAUGCACGAGACAAUACCGGGAUCGCAGGUCACAGUUGAUGUUGCUUGGAGUCCAUCAUGUAUUGAUCUCCGUUGUUACGAUUAUGUUGGUUUAUCACAAGCAUCCGAUUGGUUAUUUGUCAUGUCCUAUGAUAUGCGCUCACAAAUAUUUGAUACUAAUGACUGUAUUGCAUCAGCUAAUUCACCUAUUCAUCUAGUGUCAAAUGGUCUAUUUAAUUUUACCCGUCUAUUGGAUAUUCCUGUCAACAAACUUGUUUUAGGUGUACCAUGGUAUUGUUACGAUUAUCGAUGCUUAUCGCUAGAUGAUAAGAACAUUUGUCAAAUAGAACAUGUACCGUUUCGGGGUGCGCCGUGUUCAGAUGCUGGCGGUCGAGAAAAAGAUUACAGUGAAUGUAGACGAUUAUUACGAACAAAAUCGACAACUGGUCGACUGUGGAAUGAUACGUAUAAGUCUGCUUAUUUCAAUUAUAUGGAUACAGAUUUCAAUUUUCAUCAAAUAUGGAUGGAUGAUCCAGAAUCACUCGGCUAUAAAUAUCAAAUAGCAAAUUCUUUGGAGUUAAGAGGCGUCGGUAUGUGGAAUGUGGAUGCCUUAGAUUAUUCGAAUUCAACGGAAGAAGGUAUACAAGAUACAAAGAAUAUGUGGAACGCUAUGAAACAAUUUCAUACGUGA